Messenger RNA from Abrus precatorius (Indian licorice), 1311 nucleotides. Its product is annotated as GDSL esterase/lipase At1g54790-like. Gene Ontology annotation, molecular function: hydrolase activity, acting on ester bonds. The transcript has 5 exons. Lineage: Eukaryota; Viridiplantae; Streptophyta; Magnoliopsida; Fabales; Fabaceae. The record is from RefSeq and is a predicted model, not a curated record. Bases 86 to 1228 code for a protein of 380 amino acids.
AACAAACAUCUGGGUAGCAGAUGUUUGAAACACAAGCAAACUGGAAGGCAUAAAAAACCCCUCCGUAAAGUAAUAGUCAAUAGCCAUGGCUACCAACACAUGUAUCCUUCAGAUCCUCAUCCUCAUUGCCAUCUUCUUACCUAGUGCCAAAUCUAUUCACCUGGAUUUUCCAGCAGUUUUCAACUUCGGUGAUUCAAAUUCUGAUACCGGUGCCCUUAUUGCCGCUGGUAUUGAGAGUCUUUACCCACCAAAUGGACAGACUUACUUCCAAGUACCAUCAGGGAGAUACUCUGAUGGACGUCUCAUCAUCGAUUUUCUUAUGGAUGCUAUGGACUUGCCCUUCCUAAACGCCUAUUUGGAUUCAAUGGGUUUGCCAAAUUUUAGGAAAGGAUGCAACUUUGCAGCAGCAGCUGCAACAAUCCUUCCUGCCACAGCAUCAUCCAUCUGCCCCUUCUCCCUUGGGAUUCAGGUGUCUCAGUUCCAGAGAUUCAAAGCUCGAGCCCUUGAAUUGAUUGCUAAAGGCAGGAAAUUGGAUAAGUUUGUCCCAAACGAAGAUAGUUUCCAGAAGGGAUUGUACAUGUUUGACAUUGGCCAGAAUGAUCUUGCUGGAGCAUUCUAUUCAAAAACAUUGGACCAAAUACUUGCAUCAAUUCCGACAAUUCUUAUAGAAUUUGAAAAUGGAAUAAAGAAUCUCUAUGAUCAAGGGGCUAGAUAUUUCUGGAUACACAAUACGGGCCCUCUCGGAUGCUUGCCUCAGAAUAUUGCCAAAUUUGGAACUGAUCCAUCAAAGCUUGACGAACUAGGAUGUGUUAGUUCACAUAACCAAGCUGCUAAAACCUUUAACCUACAGCUCCAUGCUCUCUGUACUAAAUUGCAGGGCCAAUAUCCAGAUGCAAAUGUCACAUACGUUGAUAUCUUCACCAUAAAAUCAAACCUCAUUGCAAACUAUUCUAGAUACGGGUUUGAACAGCCUCUUAUGGCUUGUUGUGGAUACGGAGGUCCACCACUGAACUAUGACAGUCGAGUUACUUGUGGGCAAACAAAGAUCUUGAAUGGAACCACUAUUACAGUAAAAGCUUGUAAUGAUAGCAGCGAGUAUAUAAACUGGGACGGGAUUCAUUACACUGAGACUGCAAAUCAGUAUGUUGCAUCACAAAUUCUCACCGGGAAGUACUCUGACCCUCCUUUCUCAGACAAAAUGCCCUUCCUACUUAAGCUCAAGUUCUAAAUUACCCAAUAUGUUUAUUGAUAUAAUUAUUUGAUUCUUUAUGCGCUGGUAUCAUGAAAGCAAUAGCUGAUUGUAAAUUUGAG